AUGCCUUCCGCCGAUUUGCCAGACCAACUUGACCAACUUGCGAAGAUGUUGCGGGAUUUAACGCUCAUGGAGUCCAUGCCCCGUCUUCAAUUGUCUAGUACUAGUGAACGAGAGGAUAUGAGAAUGGCUAUCGACUCUGGAAUUGACAUUCUUGCCAAUCUGAAAUCGUACCGGAAUGCGCUUGCUUUAAUUUCUUUUCUUCCCGACGAACUACUGUCCGAUAUAUUCUACACGGUCAUGAUUGCUGAAGGUCCCUGGUCCCAGGGGUGGUGUCGCCUUAUGUUUGUUUGUCGUCGAUGGCAUCGGGUUGUCAUGGAUCAUGGUAGAUUAUGGUCCUGGAUUUCGGAGGGAAAUCCAUUUGGAUAUGAAUUUCACCGCAUGAAGGUCUGGGAGAAACGUUCGAAAGGAUUUCCACUUUCUUUGAAAUUCAGCAACAAACAAUCCACUCCACUGUUUAUUCGAAAUUCUCAUCGCGUGCGGUUACUCAAUGUAGAAGGACCAAAAAGUGACUUUAUCCAUUUUUUCGGCGAUAUUAGGGAUUUGCCGAUGUUGGAAAGCCUGCAAUUAUCCCUUCGGCCCUUGGAUGAGCUGCCUGCCACUCCUAUAUAUCUCCCUUCAUUCCUUGUUCAGGGGGGAGUACCUCGUCUUCGUGUUCUUUGCUUAGAAGAUGUUUUUUUCGAGAGUGGGAAACAAUUGCAAGUUUUGGCCAACCUGACCCACCUUGAGCUCGCCAGGAGGAUCGGAAAUAUACAACCUGUUCUGCCUUCGCUCAGAGACAUCUAUAACACCAUCAAACUCUCGCCUGUAUUGCAAUCACUCAAAAUUCGUCACUACGUUCGAAUAUCUAGUGAUGUACAGCAUCUGCCCCCCAUUUCGCUUCCGGUGCUCAGGCUUCUCGAUUUGAACAUGGAUAUCCAAAUCAUUUCGUCUAUUCUACAAUUCCUUGUCUUCCCCCACACCACAAAGACGAGUUUCAUCGCACAUUCGCCGACCCAACAUGAUGAUCAUUCUUCCUACAUUCAGGGCGUUAAAUCCCUCAUGAUACACGUUAGACGCCAUUCACGACACAAAGAUGCGCUGGUCCUGCGUUCUGCAAAUAUAGAUUGCGGGAUUUUUCUCUCAUUCUCUUUCUCUCAAAAUGAUACAUGUCCUAAAUAUUUCUUGGGCAGUGAGAAACCAUUGAUUCACAUACUCCUUUAUCCCUCAUCGCAGCGCGAAAAUCGUCAGAUGAUCGUGAAAAUUAUCAACGCUCUUCCUUUAGAGAAGCUGGCCGUUUUCGAUGCAACGCAAGUCACUUGCAAUAAUAUUGAGCCAGAUAUAGAACCAUACAAACAACAGUUUUCUUGGGAGACAUGGAGGACACUUGUCAGGCUCCUACCUGUUGGAAUUACCAUCCGCAUUGGAGUCAAUAAUGCAAUGCUUGCUCUCCUUGGUGGCGCCAUUGACGCUAUGAAACGAGCCCCUGAUACAUUCCCCAGUGGUCGGCGACUUAAACGACUCCAUCGACAGCAAGGGGUUGGAAGUCUUCCACUAUCCAAUCUUGUUCUCCUGGCAUCCCACAACAUCCCAUUCCGACUUCAUGGUACCGUUGACACGCCAGACCAGGAAAGGCUCUAUAAUGGACUACUUGACCAUUUAGUCAAAUAUCGAGACCUGAACACGCAGCUCAAGCCAAAGGGUCAACCAUUAGAAGCACUGUCGUUUGAAGACUUGCGACUCCCCUUUGCUCGUCAAUUCGCUGAGCGACUCUGCGAAGUCACCGGUAAGCUGUCAUACGACGAUAUCCUCUGGGAUCCCGUCGAGAUGCGACAACAAGUCAGACGUUUGAGGAAGCAAUUGAGGCGCUUGAGAAGAAUUCAUCCUGAGCUGGACUUUCCCGAAGACAAUCUAAACCUGUCCCCGUUGUCUUCAGACAGCGAAUCCGAGUUGGAAUCCAAUUGA
Lentinula edodes (shiitake mushroom) is the source of this 1941-nucleotide messenger RNA. RefSeq lists its product as uncharacterized. The transcript has 2 exons. Lineage: Eukaryota; Fungi; Basidiomycota; Agaricomycetes; Agaricales; Omphalotaceae. The coding region runs from base 1 to 1941 and encodes 646 amino acids. Gene Ontology annotation, molecular function: protein binding. The record is from RefSeq and is a predicted model, not a curated record.